Molecule: messenger RNA, 1519 nt
Organism: Nerophis lumbriciformis (worm pipefish)
Lineage: Eukaryota; Metazoa; Chordata; Actinopteri; Syngnathiformes; Syngnathidae
Source: RefSeq, a predicted model, not a curated record
CACACACUGGAGAGAAACCUUUUACUUGCUCUGUUUGUAAGAAAAGUUUCUCCACAAAGCCACACUUGACCAGACAUAUGAGAACACACACUGGAGAGAAACCUUUUACUUGCUCUGUUUGUAAGAAGAGUUUCUCCACAAAGCCACACAUGACCACACACAUGAGAACACACACUAGAGAGAAACCUUUUACUUGCUCUGUUUGUAAGAAGAGUUUCGCCACAAAACAAUGCAUGUCCAGACACAUAAGAACACAUUCUGGAGAGAAACCUUUUACGUGCUCUGUUUGUAAGAAGAGUUUCUCCAGUAAGCGAAAUAUGACCACACACAUGAGAACACACACUGGAGAGAAACAUUUUGCUUGCUCAGCUUGUGCUAAAAGAUUCUACUCUAAGAAUGACGUGAUAUUACACAUGAGAACACAUACUGGAGAGAAACCUUUUACUUGCUGUGUUUGUAAGAAGAGUUUCUCCACAAAACCUCAAAUGACCACACACAUGAGAACACACACUGGAGAGAAACCUUUUACUUGCUCUGUUUGUAAGAAGAGUUUCUCCAGAAAGCUUGACAUGACCAGACACAUGAGAACACACACUGGAGAGAAACCUUUUGCUUGCUCAGCUUGUGCUAAAAGAUUCAACACUAAGAAGGAAAUUAUAUUGCACAUGAGAACACACACAGGUGAGAAACUUUUUACUUGCUCUGUUUGUAAGAAGAGUUUCUCCAGCAAGCAAAGCAUGACCACACACAUGAGAACACACACUGGAGAGAAACCUUUUACUUGCUCUGUUUGUAAGAAGAGUUUCUCCACAAAACCACACAUGACCACACACAUGAGAACACACACUGGAGAGAAACCUUUUACUUGCUCUGUUUGUAAGAAGAGUUUCUCCACAAAGCCGCACAUGACCACACACAUGAGAACACACACUGGAGAGAAACCUUUUGCUUGCUCAGCUUGUACUAAAAGAUUCAACACAAAGAAGGGAAUUAUAUUACACAUGAGAAAACACACAGGUGAGAAACCUUUUACUUGCUCUGUUUGUAAGAAGAGUUUCUCCAGCAAGCAUCACAUGGCCACACACAUGAGAACACACACUGGAGAGAAACCGUUUAGUUGCACUGUGUGUGAUAAGAUGUUCAGGUAUAAGUGUCAGGUCAGUAGACACAAGUGUGUAACAGUCAUGGAAGCUGCAGGGAUUUAAAACACUUAAACAGUGAUUGUGCUAAAUGUAGUUUAAAAACACAGCAUGUUUAAUAAGAAUGUAUAUUUGAUGUUGUAUGUAGUGCUUCUCAUCUUCUAGUCUUAUAUGUUGUCCUGUACUUACUUUUUAAGUUGUGUGCAUGUAUUGAAUAUUAUAUAUGUAGCUACUAUUCUAUUUUAUUUUAUCAUUGUCGAAGAGAGGUCAUCUUAUAUUCAUGUGUUUUUUUUGGGGUCAUAUAAAAUCACACAUAUUUUCUAUUUCAUUUUAUUGAUGUUAUUAUCCAAUUAAAAGUAUGAAUGAAUAAAAUGGUUAAC